AUGGCAAAUUCACGCAUAGCAAAGUUCAUCACUGAGGCUGCACCACCACAAUAUAUUAAUGUCAUCAGGCACAGAGCAUCAAAAAUGCUGGAUACAAUUAGCGAAGAGGACAGAGAUGUAGUUGGAAGUGAUUCUUCUCUCAAGUCACCAACUUCUUCUACCAAUGUUACUGCUAGUGCUACGUCUGUUGCUGCUACUAAUUCCUCGUACUUUCUCAAAGGGAUUCGAAGAUCUUUUUCAGUCUUUGAAAACUGA
This is a messenger RNA of Dovyalis caffra, 255 nucleotides long. The record is from the annotation of a GenBank genome assembly. NCBI's taxonomy places the organism in Eukaryota, Viridiplantae, Streptophyta, Magnoliopsida, Malpighiales, Salicaceae.